UCUCGCGGCCCCUCGCGGGUAGGUCAAGGCUUAGGGGUUCCGCGCGCGGCGUCCAGAAUGGUCAGCGCGAGAUGAUGGCCACAUCUGGUGCAGUCCAAGUCCGAUUUAGGGCCGCGUGGCUGUGUGAGCCCCGGCGGAAGACCGGAUUGAGAGUCGGUUUGUUCAAAAGCACAGGACUUGGUGGUUUCCCCGGCAGCUUUCAACCCUGAAUAGGCCUGAGUUUCAUCAUGGCCCUCUAUUUUGACCACCGAAUAGAAGCUUCAGACUCAGCUGGGUCUCCUUCCCACAUCAGCUGGCACCCUGUUCAUCCAUUCCUGGCAGUUGCCUCUGUCAGCGCACCCUCGGGAGGCAGUGCGGAUAUAUACUUGGAGCAAGGCGAGCACGUGCCGGACGCGCAUAUUGAGAGAUCCUUCCGGGUCACUUCCCUGUGCUGGCAUCCAACACGGCUAAUCCUGGCUGUUGGCUGGGAGACUGGAGAAGUGAUUGUGUUUAACAAGCAGGACAAGGAGCAGCACGCAGUCCCCCCAACACACACCGCGGACAUCACUGUCCUCAACUGGAGCACCAGCGGCAACUGUCUCGUGUCCGGGGACAGGCUGGGUGUCCUGCUCUUGUGGAAGUUGGACCAAAGGGGCCGAGUGCAAGGUACCCCCCUCCUGAAACACGAGUAUGGAAAACACCUGACUCACUGCAUCUUCCGGCUGCCCCCUCCUGGCGAGGAUCUCGUUCAGUUGGCGAAGGCAGCUGUGAGCGGCGAUGAGAAAGCCCUUGAUAUGUUUAACUGGCGGAAAAGUGGCUUUGGGAAUUUCUUGAAAAUGGGAUCUCAAGAGGGACUGUCCUUCUUUGUCAGCUUGAUGGAUGGGACCCUGCACCACGUGGACGAGAAAGGCAAGACCACCCAGGCAGCGUCCACGGACAGCUCCAUCCAAAUGCUGUUCUACAUCGAGAAGAGGGAGGCGCUGGUGGCGGUCACGGAGAGCCUGCUGCUGUCCCUGUACUUGGUGACUCCCGAGGGCGAGGCAGAAGAAGUGAUGAAGGUAAAGUUGAGUGGGAAGAUGGGUCAUCGGGCGGACAUUGCUUUGAUUGAAGGCAGCCUUCUGGUGAUCGCCAUCGGGGAAGCAGCCCUCAGAUUCUGGGAUUUAGAACGAGGAGAGAAUUAUGUACUGAGUCUGGAGGAGAAGUUCGGUUUCGAAAAAGGAGAGAAUGUAAACUGUGUUUCUUACUGCGAAGUCAAAGGUCUUCUGGCAGCCGGUACCGAUAAAGGGCGAGUAGCCAUGUGGAGAAAAGUACCAGGCCCCCAAAGCAGCCCAGGAAUGGAGGGCAAAGACAGGUGGACCCUUCAAACCCCUACUGAGCUCGAAGGAAACAUCACACAGAUACAGUGGGGCUCCAGGAAGAACCUUCUGGCCGUGAACAACAGCAGCUCGGUGGUGAUCCUCCGCGAGCAAGCCAUGUCCUCGCACUUCCACCAGCAAGUGGCUGCGGUGCAGCUUUCCCCGAGCUUACUCAGCGUGUCUUUCCUGGCCACGGGGGUGACGCACAGCCUGCGCACAGACAUGUACAUCAGCGGCGUGUUCGCCACCAAGGAUGCUAUCGCCGUCUGGAAUGGAAAACAGGUGGCGAUCUUUGAGCCUUCUGGAGCCACGUUACAAAAUGCAGGUGCAUUCCUGUGUGAGUCUCCCGUGUUAGCGAUGCAUGAAGAAAAUGUCUACACGGUGGAGCCAAACCGAGUUCAAGUUCGAACCUGGCAGGGAACGGUGAAACAACUCUUGCUGUUCUCUGAGACGGAGGGGAACCCGUGCUUCUUUGACAUCUGUGGAAAUUUCCUGGUUGUAGGGACGGACUUGGCUCACUUUAAAAGCUUUGAUCUUUCCCGAAGAGAAGCAAAGGUGCACUGCAGCUGCAAGAACCUGGCUGAGCUGGUCCCUGGAGUGGGGGCCAUUGCGUCACUCAGAUGCAAUGCCAACGGCAACAAGAUAAGCAUCCUCCUCAGCAAGGCCGACAACAGCCCCGAUUCAAAAAUCUGCUUCUAUGACGUGGAAAUGGACACGGUGACCAUCUUCGACUUCAAAACGGGACAGAUUGAUUGGAAAGAGACCUUGUCCUUCAACGGGCAGGAAACUAAGAAGAACCAUGCCUUUUUGGACGAGAAGCUGGCACACCAUGUUCCCGUGAGCCACUUCUGGGAUCAGAGCGACCCCAGGCUGUUUGUGUGCGAGGCCGUGCGGGAGGUUACGGGAGCCCCGCUGCAGCCCACAGACAGGAAGGUCCACGCCGAGGACAGUGCUGGCCCCACGGCGGACGUGUGGAUUCUGUCCUUCUUCGUUUCCGACGAGCAUGGCUUCUUGCUUCAGGACAGCUUCCCCCGGCCUCCCGUCUACCAGUCUCUUCUGGGAAUGCAGGUGCCCCAUUAUUACUUCACCAAAAAGCCGGGAGAAGCAGACAGAGACGACCAGGCGGAUUCAGGGCACCCCUGCAUCCCCCAGAUGGUGGGCAGGAGGCCCCUGCGAGACUUCGUGGGGCUGGAGGAUUGCGACAAGCCCACCCAGGACACCAUGCUCAACUUCACCUUCUUCGUCACCGUCGGAGACAUGGAUGAAGCUUUCAAAUCCAUCAAACUCAUCAAAAGCGAGGCUGUCUGGGAGAACAUGGCACGUGUGUGUGUGAAGACCCAGCGGCUGGACGUCGCCAAGGUGUGCCUGGGCAACAUGGGCCACGCACGUGGAGCCCGAGCCCUGCGGGAAGCUGAGCAGGAGCCAGAGCUGGAGGCCCGGGUGGCUGUGCUGGCCAUACAGCUGGGCAUGCUGGAGGAGGCCGAGCAGCUGUACAAGAAAUGCAAGCGCUAUGACCUUCUCAACAAGCUCUACCAGGCCUCCAGUCAGUGGCAGAAAGCCAUAGAAGUCGCCGAACUCCAGAACCGUGUCCACCUGCGCACGACCUACUACAACUACGCCAAGCAUCUGGAAGCCAGCUCUGACUGCAGCCUGGCCCUCAGCUACUACGAGAAGUCAGACACCCACCGCUUUGAGGUGCCCAGGAUGCUGUCAGAGGACCUGCAGUCCCUGGAGGUCUACAUCAAUAAGAUGAAAGACAAGGCGCUGUGGAGGUGGUGGGCCCAGUACCUGGAGAGCCAGGCAGAGAUGGAUGCCGCGCUGUACUACUAUGAGCUGGCGCAGGACCACUUCUCCCUGGUCCGCAUUCACUGCUUCCAGGGCAACAUCCAGAAGGCUGCGAAAAUAGCCAAUGAGACUGGAAACUGGGCUGCGUCCUACCACCUGGCCCGGCAGUACGAGGGCCAGGAGGAGGUGAGGCAGGCCGUGCACUUCUACACGCGGGCUCAGGCUUUCAACAACGCCAUCCGUCUGUGUAAGGAGAAUGGCCUGGAUGACCAGCUCAUGAACUUGGCCCUGCUGAGCUCCCCCGAGGACAUGAUUGAGACGGCACGCUAUUACGAGGAGAAGGGCGAGCAGAUGGACAGGGCGGUCAUGCUGUACCACAAGGCCGGCCACUUCUCCAAGGCCUUGGAACUGGCCUUCGCCACCCAGCAGUUUGUGGCCCUGCAGCUCAUCGCGGAGGACCUGGACGAGAAGUCGGACCCUGCCCUCCUGGCCCGCUGCUCGGACUUCUUCCUUGAGCACAGCCAGUACGAGAAGGCAGUGGAGCUGCUGCUGGCCGCCAAGAAGUACCAGGAAGCCCUGCAGCUCUGCCUGGAGCAGAACAUGACCAUCACGGAGGAGAUGGCCGAGAAGAUGACCGUAGCUAAGGACUGCACGGACCUGUCGGAAGAGUCGCGGCGUGAGCUGCUGGAACAGAUCGCCAACUGCUGUAUGCGCCAGGGCAAGUACCACCUGGCGACUAAGAAAUACACACAGGCCGGGAACAAGCUCAAGGCCAUGAGAGCGCUGCUCAAGUCUGGGGACACGGAGAAAAUCGUGUUCUUCGCGGGCGUCUCGAGGCAAAAGGAAAUCUACAUCAUGGCAGCCAACUACCUGCAGUCCCUGGACUGGCGGAAGGAGCCAGAGACCAUGAAAAACAUCAUCAGCUUCUACACCAAGGGGCGGGCCCUGGACCUGCUGGCCGGCUUUUACGAUGCCUGUGCCCAGGUGGAGAUCGACGAAUACCAGAACUAUGAGAAGGCGCAUGGGGCGCUGACUGAGGCCUACAAGUGCCUGUCCAAGGCCAAAGCCAACAGCCCGCUGGACCAGGAGACCAAGCUGGCUCAGCUGCAGAGCAAGAUGACGCUGGUGAAGCGCUUCAUCCAGGCACGCAGGAUGUACAGCGAGGACCCCAAGGAGUCCAUCAAACAGUGCGAGCUGCUCCUGGAGGAGCAGGACCUGGACAGCGCCAUCCGCAUCAGGGACGUUUGUGGCUUCCUGGUGGAGCAUUACCUGCAAAUGGAGGAGUUCCAAAUGGCCUACAAGUAUCUGGAGGAGAUGCGGAGGAGGCUUCCCGCCGCCAACAUGUCCUACUACGUGACCCAGGAGACCCUGGACGCUGUGCACCGGGGCCUGGGCAUCCCCCUGGCUCGUGUCGCGCCCCAGCGGAUCCGCCACAACAGCAAGGAGGACCCCAAAGAGGUGGAGGAGGAGGUGAUGGAGGAAGUUGAGAACGACCCCUGACGGCCUGCUGCUGCAAAAGCUCUUCUGGAACUUUCCCGUCAUCAGUAGUAGCAAGAGCCUACCUUUCUUGUUGAAAGGAAAGCUUUUGUGUUUGAAUACGUAGCUGUGGGGCCCAGGGCUGGGGCUGGCCUGCUUAGGAAACGAGAGCGUGUGCAUUUUGGAGCCAUCCCUUCCAUGUUCCUGGCCCUGCGCAGUUCUGGUUUAACUGCUUUACUGUAAAGGGAGUUGGUUCAUUUUUCCCAUGGCAUUCUCCCAAAUACAGAUUGUAAAGCCUAAGAAACUUCUAGAACUUCAUGCACUGAGGAUGUUAGUGUAUACACCGCAUCUCGUGCCAGCACCCGAGUGGGUUGCGUGACAGGGCAUCCAAGUUUCCAGCAGGACGCACCGUUCCUGACCACAAGGCCGUUCCUGAGACACAGGGCAGCAGUGGGGGUGGUUCCUGUCUCCGACAGCCUCACAGCAGCCCUGAUGGCUCUGUCCUUUAGGCUGUGCCCUGUCUGUCAUCAGCUCCCACUGUGAGGGGAGGGGAACCUCAGGGUCCACCCACGGGCUGCCGAAACUC
Messenger RNA from Rhinolophus ferrumequinum (greater horseshoe bat), 5181 nucleotides. RefSeq names its product intraflagellar transport 140 (gene IFT140). Gene Ontology annotation, biological process: intraciliary retrograde transport. The record is from RefSeq and is a predicted model, not a curated record. Gene Ontology annotation, molecular function: protein binding. The transcript has 30 exons. Gene Ontology annotation, cellular component: ciliary basal body; axoneme; intraciliary transport particle A. Lineage: Eukaryota; Metazoa; Chordata; Mammalia; Chiroptera; Rhinolophidae. Bases 228 to 4619 code for a protein of 1463 amino acids.